Serpula lacrymans var. lacrymans S7.9 is the source of this 1743-nucleotide messenger RNA. RefSeq lists its product as uncharacterized. Gene Ontology annotation, biological process: regulation of protein phosphorylation. Gene Ontology annotation, cellular component: nucleus; cAMP-dependent protein kinase complex. The record is from RefSeq and is a predicted model, not a curated record. Bases 59 to 1597 code for a protein of 512 amino acids. Gene Ontology annotation, molecular function: cAMP-dependent protein kinase regulator activity. NCBI's taxonomy places the organism in Eukaryota, Fungi, Basidiomycota, Agaricomycetes, Boletales, Serpulaceae. The transcript is spliced from 2 exons.
ACAAAACCACAGGUUCUAUUGUUCUAAGACUUAUUCAUCUAUCGAAGUAACUACUCUUAUGUCGACUUUUGACUCGCUGGUCGCGGACCUCACCCGCGACAUCCAACGUGCUCAGCCCAAGGACGCUCUCCAGUUCUGUGCGAAUUGGUUUCAUUCGCGGCUCGAGGAACAGCGGACGCGUACACGCGAUGUUCUCGCUCAGCGUGGACACUCCUUCUCCCGAGAUUUCCCAACAGAAAUAUAUCUUGAUACGCCUCUCAGCUCAGGAGGAUCUGUUCCUCGUACAGUAUCACCAUUCUCGCAGGCUGCCCCGCAAAGUCGUUCUUCAUCUAUGCACAAUUCCAUAUCGCAGAGCCCUUUUGGUACCUUGAAUGUUCCAGGAAAUGCCUUACUUUCUCUAGAUACCAAUGGUUCAAGCAAUGGAUUACCGCAUCCCACAUUCAGCCUCGAUGGCAGAGAGCUUCCUCCCACUUCCCCCCUUACGACUGAUCCCAACCAUCCCAACUCAUUUUCGAGAUAUGAUAACUCGACCCCGACAAUCUCAUCUUCACUUUCAUUGAAUCCAGGCGACUAUUUGCACCCACCGACAUCAAUGAUUUUUGCACGGCGCACCUCCGUCAGUGCUGAACCCAUUGAAGUCGAUAGCGGACAUGACGACCCGUUGCCAGUCUAUCCCAAAACAGCAGACCAGCUGCGCCGCAUCAAAGCAUCCAUCGCUAACAACUUUAUCUUUCGAGACCUUGACGAGGAGCAAGAGACAGGUGUACUGAAUGCGAUGCAGGAGCGACACGUUAGCAAAGAUGAAGUCGUCAUCCGGCAGGGAGAUGUGGGGGAGUAUUUCUAUGUAGUAGAAUCUGGUCUAUUUCACUGCUACAUCCACCCUGAUCCUCUGCCUCCUACGCGGGUCACCGAUACGCGCUUGUCCAACUCUGCCUCUGAUAAAUUCAUUCAACCAGGGUAUCACGCUGAAUUUGGGAAGAAGGUCGCAGAAUGCAAAACUGGGAACUCGUUUGGUGAACUCGCGUUGAUGUACGGCCAUCCUCGAGCUGCCACUGUAUUGGCUAUAGAACCCUCGACUGUUUGGUCGCUGGAUCGUAUGACAUUCCGCACGAUCAUCCUUAAAGCGGCUCACAGGAGACGGACGAUGUACGAGCACUUCCUGUCGACAGUUACCCUGCUUUCUUCCCUUCAGCCCGAGGAGCGUAGUAAAGUUGCUGAUGCCCUUGUGAGCAAGGUGUACCUUGAUGGAGAUGCUGUGGUCCGUCAAGGAGAAAUGGGUGAUACGUUCUUCUUUGUUGAGGAAGGAGAAGCUGUCGUAACCAAGACACAACAUGUAGAUGAUGGGGAGCUCAGGGAGAUUACAGUUGGAAGACUCAAGAAAGGGGAUUACUUUGGAGAACUAUCUUUACUUCGACUGGCACCUCGAGCUGCCACUGUGAGCGCUGUACAUAGGGCAGAUCUGUCGAGGCCCAAGCUAAAAGUGGCUGCACUUGAUGCGCCGGCAUUUACACGGCUGCUUGGGCCGUUGCGGGAAAUAAUGGAGAGGAAUGCUGGCGAAAGCUAUGGGUUGAAUACGCGAUCUAGUAUGAGUCGCUGAAUGUUUUCUUUGUUACAGCCUGGCGUGUUAUGUUUUCGUCGAUAAUUGUUUUUGCUGUAUUUCUUGGGUGUUUUAGCACGUGUAAUGCACGCGAUUAUCUUAUCUCGCGGACAAUAGACUUGACAAUGAUACCCGGUCGUCCGCUC